Messenger RNA from Gossypium raimondii (Peruvian cotton), 1707 nucleotides. RefSeq names its product E3 ubiquitin ligase BIG BROTHER-related. The record is from RefSeq and is a predicted model, not a curated record. Lineage: Eukaryota; Viridiplantae; Streptophyta; Magnoliopsida; Malvales; Malvaceae.
UAAAAAUAUAUAGGCUUUUCAAUUAAAGAAAGACUCCACCCAACGGCGGCUCUCUCCAAUCAUUCGGUUCUCUGUCUCAUUUCUCCCUCUUUUAUCUUCCUUUUAGAUUCUUGAAUUAUCCCCCGAUUUUUAUCCGAUUCCAUCCCAUCGCCGAUCUCUCCUCUUUACAUUUUCAUCUACCCAACGAUUUUUUCCUGAUCUAAAAACCUUUGCUUCGGAGAAAAAUACGCCGAGGAACAGCAUAGCGAAAUCGGCGGUUGUCGGUUAGGGAGGAAGGCAAAAAGAAUGUCGGCCGAACAGAAAGAACAAGAACAAGAACCUAACUCUAACCCUAACCCUAAUGGUAACGGCAACGGCAAUGAAAAUUUGAACACUGAAAGUGAACAUGAAGAAAGACAAGAAGACAGUCAAGAACAGGAACAGGAACAGGAACGAGAACAGCCGCCACGUCAGUCUUCGACAAGAACUCCUUUCACUAAUCUCAGUCAGGUUGAUGCUGACCUGGCUCUUGCUCGAACCCUACAAGAACAGGAAAGGGCGUAUAUGAUGCUUAGGAUGAAUAAUGAUGGUGGGAGUGAUUACGGGAGUUGGGAGGCUGGGAGCUAUUUGCAUGAUGAUGACGAUGAUGAUGAUUUUGGGGAUCCCCAUGAUCAUGAUAUUACUGACGGCGAUGAUGAGGAUGAGGAUGAUGGUGAGCAAGAGGAUGAAGAUGAAGAGGAAUAUGAUGGGACUGAUGCCGAUGAUGAUGAGGAUGCGUUUGAUGUGCAUGCACAUGCUGAGGAUGGUGAUGAGGAUAACAACCCUAGUGCUGAACUCGACCCAGCUGCUUUUUCGAGUGAUGAGGCUUUUGCUAGAGCGCUUCAGGACGCUGAGGAAAGAGAAAUGGCUGCUAGAUUGUUGGCCUUAGCUGGGAUUAAUGAUAGAGGAAUUUUUACAUUAGAGGAUCAUGGAGGUCACUCCCAGGAUACAUGGGAAGAAGUUGAUCCUGAUGAGCUUUCGUAUGAGGUAAACUGGGAAGAGUCUACUGCAUUAACUUUCUGCUUAAACACUCUUAAGUAUGAUUCUAUCAUCCAGGAACUCCUUGCACUUGGUGAAGUUGUUGGAACUGAGAGCAGAGGGCUUUCGGCUGAUUCACUUGCCUCCUUGCCUUCCAUAAAGUACAAGGCAGGAAGCAGUCAGACAGGAAGCAAUGAUUCGUGUGUCAUAUGCCGUGUAGACUACGAUGAUGGUGACUCCCUGACAGUGCUUUCUUGCAAGCAUUCAUAUCAUCCCGAGUGCAUAAAUAAUUGGUUGAAAAUAAACAAGGUCUGCCCUGUUUGUAGUGUUGAGGUCUCAACCUCGGGUCAGAGCUAGUACUCUGGGAAUACUCCUCCAUCGAGCCACAAGGUAGCAGCGUCUUGUUUUAAUACACGCAGAAUGUACCAGUUCUUUAUGGUAAAAGACAUGUAUCUACAACAUCCAUUCCUCUAUUAACUUGUGUUCACCCUAUGGGAAUUAGUUUUUACCAUCUGUCUUAUGCCGACUGGCCGGGCUUUUUAGAAAAAUGACAAUCACCAAAUUGUGUUUGAUUUUCGCAUGAUGUUUAGAAAUGGCAGCCUCACCCAUUGAAGAUUGUCAAUAUCUCCUUGGAUCUGGAUUGUGUAUAAUGUUUUAAUAUUUUGGGUAAAGGAAAUAUCCACUUAAGAAGGGUUUAGGGUUUUAAUCAAA